This is a messenger RNA of Camelus dromedarius (Arabian camel), 5834 nucleotides long. RefSeq names its product mastermind like transcriptional coactivator 1 (gene MAML1). The record is from RefSeq and is a predicted model, not a curated record. Gene Ontology annotation, molecular function: transcription coactivator activity. The transcript has 5 exons. Gene Ontology annotation, biological process: Notch signaling pathway; positive regulation of transcription of Notch receptor target. The coding region runs from base 268 to 3306 and encodes 1012 amino acids. Gene Ontology annotation, cellular component: nuclear speck; nucleoplasm. NCBI's taxonomy places the organism in Eukaryota, Metazoa, Chordata, Mammalia, Artiodactyla, Camelidae.
UUUAAGAUGGCGGCGGCGGCGGCGCGGAAAACAAUGGGGCCGGGGCGGCGGGGCCAGGCCGAGGCCUGAGGUGGGCAGCGAGCGCCUGCCCAGGCUGGGCCGAGCAGGGCCAGAGGAAGACCCGCCGCCGCGCGCGAGCCCGCUCCGCAGCUCGCGGGGCCAUGGCGUGGCCGUGAGGCGGCCGGGCCGCCGGCGGGGAGCGGAGUCCGCAGUGCCGGCCGGCCCCGAGAGGCCCGCCUCGGGCCCGGCCCGUGCAGCCCGCGGCCCAUGGUGCUGCCCACCUGCCCGAUGGCGGAGUUCGCGCUGCCGCGGCACAGCGCCGUCAUGGAGCGCCUCCGCCGGCGCAUCGAGCUGUGCCGGCGCCACCACAGCACCUGCGAGGCCCGCUACGAGGCCGUCUCGCCCGAGCGCCUGGAGCUCGAGCGCCAGCACACCUUCGCCCUGCACCAGCGCUGCAUCCAGGCCAAGGCCAAGCGCGCCGGCAAGCACCGGCAGCCGCCCGCGCCGGCCCCGGCGCCCGCCCCGGCCCCGCGCCUCGACGCCGCCGACGGCCCCGAGCACGGCCGCCCCGUCGCGCAUCUCCAUGACACGGUGAAGAGGAAUCUCGAUAGCGCCACCUCCCCUCAGAAUGGUGAGCAGCAGAAUGGCUAUGGGGACCUCUUUCCUGGACACAAGAAGACGCGCCGCGAGGCCCCUCUUGGAGUAGCUGUCUCUUCCAAUGGCCUGCCUCCAGCUUCCCCUCUUGGUCAGCCGGACAAGCCUGGCGCAGAGGCCCUGCAGGCCGGUGGGAAGCACUCACUAGGGCUGGACUCCAUCAGCAAGAAGUGUGUGGCAGACUCGAGCCUCCACCUGAAUGGAGGCGGUAACCCCGGUGAGUCCCUUCCCCUGAGCCUGAGCAGAGAGCUGAAGCAGGAGCCUGUGGACGACCUGCCCUGCAUGAUCUCGGGGGCCGGAGGCUCCAUAUCUCAGAGCAACCUCAUGCCUGACCUCAACCUCAACGAGCAGGAGUGGAAGGAGCUCAUCGAGGAGCUGAACAGGUCAGUGCCCGACGAAGACAUGAAGGAUCUGUUUACUGAGGACUUUGAGGAGAAGAAGGACCCAGAGUCUUCUGGCUCUGCUACACAGACCCCCUUGGCACAGGACAUUAACAUUAAGACGGAAUUCUCUCCAGCAGCCUUUGAACAAGAACAGUUAGGCUCUCCUCAAGUGAGGGCUGGGUCUGCAGGACAGACCUUCCUGGGGCCGUCAUCUGGCCCUGUGAGCACAGAUUCACCCAGCCUAGGGGGCUCCCAGCCCCUGUUCCACACCUCUGGUCAGCCUGGGGUGGACAGUCCCAGUCCCAGCCUGAUGCCGGCGUCAGCCCAGGCCCAGAGCGCACAGAGAGCCCUCUCUGGUGUGGUAUUGCCGAGCCAGGGCCCAGGAGGGGGCUCAGAGCUGUCCUCUGCCCAUCAGCUCCAGCAGAUCGCUGCCAAGCAGAAACGCGAGCAGAUGCUCCAGAACCCACAGCAGGCUGCCCCAGCACCAGCCCCAGGCCAGAUGUCCACGUGGCAGCAGACAAGCUCCUCCCACAGUCCCUUACAUGUCCCUUAUCCCAUGGAGAAGCCUGCCAGCCCUCAGGGCUACAAGCAGGACUUCACCAGCUCCAAACUGCUCAUGAUGCCAAGUGUGAACAAGAGCUCCCCUCGGCCCGGAGGCCCCUACCUCCAGCCCAGCCGUGCGAGCCUGCUGAGUCACCAGCCACCAAGCAGCUUGAGUCAGAGUGCCGUGGCUAGCCCAGGCUCAGUGCUGGACUACGGCAACACCAAACCCCUCUCUCACUACAAAGCGGACUGUGGGCAAGGUGGCCCGGGGGCCGGCCAGAGCAAGCCAGCCCUGAUGGCUUAUCUUCCCCAGCAGCUGCCUCAUCUGAACAACGAGCAAAACUCCUUAUUUCUGAUGAAACCAAAGCCGGGAAAUAUGCCCUUCCGAUCGCUGGUUCCACCUACCCAGGAGCAGAACCCUCCCAGCGUCCCUGUUCCAACUCAGGCCACAAGCGUGGGGACCCAGCCACCUGCCGUGUCUGUGGCCAGCACUCACAGCAGCACCCCGUAUCUCAGCAACCAGCAGCAGGCAGCUGUCAUGAAGCAGCAUCAGUUGCUGUUGGACCAGCAGAAGCAGAGGGAGCAGCAGCAGAAGCAUUUGCAGCAGCAGCAGUUCUUGCAAAGGCAGCAGCACCUUCUGGCAGAACAGGAGAAGCAGCAGUUUCAGCGCCAUCUGACUCGCCCGCCACCCCAGUACCAAGACCCAACCCAGAGCACCUUCCCACCACAGGUUGGCCAGUUCACAGGGUCCUCCACUGCCAUGCCUGGCAUGAGCAGCUUGGGUCCGUCUAACGCCAGCUGCCCUCGAGUGUUCUCUCAGGCCGGGAGUCUGAUGCCAAUGGGCCCUGCACACACUUCGGUUUCUUCCCUCCCGUCAAACUCAGGCCAGCAGGACCGCGGCAUGGCUCAGUUCACUGGCUCCCAGAGCAUGCCGCAGAGCAGCCUCUAUGGCAUGGCUUCUGGUAUAACCCAGAUAGUGGCCCAGCCUCCGCCACAGGCCACCAACGGACAUGCCCACAUUCCCCGGCAGACCAGCAUGGGCCAGAACACCUCGGUUUCAGCUGCCUAUGGGCAGAACUCUCUGGGGAACUCUGGUCUCUCCCAACAGCACAGUAAGGGGCCCCUGAACUCUGGUUUAACUAAGCCGCAGGUCCCAAGGGUGUCGGCGACCAUGGGAGGCCAGAAUCCCUCAUGGCAGCAUCAGGGAAUGCCAAACCUGAGUGGCCAAACCCCAGGGAACAACACCGUAAGCCCCUUCAGUGCAGCUUCCAGUUUCCACAUGCAGCAGGCCCACCUGAAAAUGUCCAGCGCACAGUUCUCCCAGGCGAUGCCCAGCAGGCCCAUGGCCCCCCUGAGCUCGGCAGCUGCAGCAGGGCCCAUGCUGCCCCCUGUGAGCGCACAGCAGAGGACCAGUGCCCCUGCCCCAGCACCUCCCCAGGGAGCCCCACCGCAAGGCUUGCCGGGCCUGAGCCCGGCCGGGCCUGAGCUGGGGGCCUUCAGCCAGAGCCCCGCCCCAGCGAUGGGCGGGCGGGCAGGGCUGCACUGCGCCCAGGCCUACCCUGUGCGGACCGCAGGCCAGGAGCUGCCCUUUGCCUACAGCGGGCAGCCGGGUGGCAGUGGGCUGGCCGGCAUGGCUGGAGACACUGACUUGAUCGACUCCCUGCUGAAGAACAGGACUUCGGAGGAGUGGAUGAAUGAUUUGGACGACCUCUUAGGGCCUCAGUAACGGGAGAAUUUGUGGUGGUGUCAGUGUUCAUACACCCUAUAUUUUUGCUCUCAGAUGCAAGAAGGAGCAACUGCUUUGGACCAAAAGCCCAGGGCCCGGGGAGCUGGGCGGGCGGGUGGAGCUGGAGCCCCAGGGCCAAGGCCGGCCCUCCCAGAGUCAGGGGGGCCCACGGCUCCCUGCCAGCAGCUGUGGGCUAUCGGGCUGGCCCCACCCCAUCUGCUGGCAUCGCUGCCUGGUGUUGGGACAGCAGGACAGGGUUCUGCAGAUGGUUUUCUAUCCAAAUGACCAAAAAACCAACAAUGAAACCCCUUGAUGUCAGGCUUCUAAAAAUCUGUGCCAUUGUGUUGACUUAAUCCAAGAUUUCUCCACUUGCCCCAAUGUUGGGGACAAAUUUUUGUUGAAACUUUAUAGCAGAACUAUUCGCAAUUUGUAGCGUAGAAAAGAUUUUUUAAAUUUUUUAAGGUUUUAAAACAGAUUAGGAUAGGUGAUGGUUUAAAGUGAUUAAGUGGCAUUGGAAACCUAGUGUUUCCUUUUGAUUAAGAGCCUUUUUUAUUCCUGCUCUUUGUCAGCUUUCAGGGGAAAGGGAGGCUCAGUGGAAAAUCAUUUCCGUAAGUGCAGGCUGUGACUGCAAGUGCCAAAAAGGAACAAGAUGCAGAGCUAGUGACACAGGUGGGUCUUCCCAGCAGCUCCUCCUCCUUCCAGAACGCGGGUUGGCAGUCAGGAGGACCUGGGCGGAAGAAGCUCCCAUGUGUGUUGGUGGCCGCCCCCCGGCUGACUGCUAAGAUGGAGUCACUGGGUUACUCUGUCCUCUUUUGUUGUAACUUUCCACCUGUUGCCGUGUCUCUGAAAACUGUAUAACGUGUUGGGAAGGGGAUCAUUGUUGAGUUGUGCGCAGAUGUCUUGUCUUCACCCCGUCUUCAGUUCACCUGACCUUUCUCUCUGCCUCCCCUUCCUCUCUCCAGCCCAGAUGGAAAACCUCGUAAGCACAGAUUUACUAGAUUGGAGGGGAAAGAGUCAUUAAAACUCCUUAGAGGGAACCGUGGCAUUGCAAGGAGGAGGGUUUCCCCUCCCCAGAAGGCAAAGGUUUGGGAAAAGGAGAAAAAGGUGGGCCCUGUUUGGCCGAGGGGGCGCAGGCGAGGCCAGAGGAAAGAAUUCCACUUUAUUUUACUGCUUCUGCCACUCCCUCGUCAAACGACUUGCACUUUUUAAAGAGAAUUGCUUUAUAACACUAAUACAUCCUUUCUAAAGAUUCAAGUGGAUUUCUCUUCAAGGUCUGUGAACGAAUGGACUUGACUAAGCUAAGAGUCCACAAAACAGAUUAUUACCUGUGGGCUGUGUGUGGAGAAGGAAGACAGAGCACUUCGGUAUAACGAAAGCUGAAUGGCGAGCGCAGGGCGGACCCUUUUACACAGAGUGUUGGAGAGAAGGUAGUACACUGAAAAGGGUGGCUUGACAUACAGGGUGGUCUCAGGAGAAACCACAACCCCAUUUGUAUUUCCUGGGAGUCUCAAAAUGGGUAAUUCAAGGAGUAUCAUAAGUAAAGAAUUGAGCCAAGGAAAAUAUUCACACGACCAGCUUGAGUGGCUUUGAGGGGGUGGAGGAUCGUACACACAUUGGUCAUUGUUUUGCGCCAGCAGUGCCUUUCAUGGGGGUACUUGGACCCUCAGAGCCUCUUCUCUAAUAGCCAUUUGCCACCGUGAGCGUGGUGUUCGGGCCAUUCCCCUUUAAAUGCCCUCCCCACUCUCCCCAGACGCUGAAUUUAGCUCUCAAAGAAGGGAAUGAAUCAUUAAGCCAGUGAAGACCCCGCCCUCCGCGUGAGUUCCCCAAUCUGAAGGAGAAGAGGGCGACUUCAGCGGAUUUUCUACCAAAAAUAGUGGGCUGAAGGCUGGUGGCGGGUCCUUGUUCCUCUCCCGGUGCCCCUCUGGCUGCUGCUCACCUCUGUCCCCAGGCGCUCGCACCUCCGCCUCCGCCUUCUGGGGAGGGCUGCCCCUGCCUUAGUCCUGGGGCCGCCAAACGGACAGCAGGCUUCUCACUUGCCACAGUGUCAGAGCAAUAAAAUGUGAUGCUUGGGGUCCCCCCAGGGAGCUGCCCGUGGCUUUAUUUAUGAAUCUGGUUUUUGGGUAGUCAGGGAAGGAGACAACUCCACUUCAGUGCAAAUCCCCAUCUUCCAGGAGCCAUGACUCAAAAGAAAAGGGUGCUCGGACUUUUGUUAUACACAUUUGCUUUGUGUAAAUAAAUGUUUACAAUUUUAUAUUAAAGGUGGAAUAAGCGUUAGAGCUUCUGACUGUAUAUUUUUUACUUUUAUAGAUUCUAAAACAAUGAUCCUUUAUAUAUGUGUUUUGGGGGAGCUAUGAUGUUUUAUGGCGAACAAUUGGUAUUGUUAACUUUUUACUGUCAUCAAAGUACAUGAAAAUCCUAUUAAUACCCUUAUUCUUCUACUUCUCUUAACUGGUAUACACCAAAAAGAAAUCUUUACUUUCCUUGUUUUAUCAUUUUAAAAUAAUAAAAGUAUUUUGCUAGUAUGGAAA